Symbiodinium natans is the source of this 1176-nucleotide messenger RNA. NCBI's taxonomy places the organism in Eukaryota, Dinophyceae, Suessiales, Symbiodiniaceae. The record is from the annotation of a GenBank genome assembly.
AUGGAGGUGAUCCGGGCAGUCAUGAAGGACGACAUGGUCCAGAUUGAUGCCCUGGCGGCGGCGGGCGUUGAUGUCCUGAGGGCCAGGAACAAGUCCGGGCAAUCAGCUUUGGACCUGGCAAGAGAACGCGGCCGGCUCUCGGUGCUGAAAGGCCUUGAGGAGCUAGCAGCUCGAGAUUUGCUUUGCAAAGAAAUCACGGCCACAUCGGCUCCACACGAGCCACACCCUGAUGACCCAGCUACGCAGCUCAGCGCUGGUGACUUCCGCACCUUGCCAGCCAGCGCCUGGCAACGGCUGCACCAGAGCUUCCCGGCCAACCUGAUCCCAUCCGUGCCUGCUGCAAAGCCAAGCUGGCCCAGCCACAACUUCGGGAGUGGUGACUUCCGCACCUUGCCAGCCAGCGCCUGGCAACGGCUGCACCAGAGCUUCCCGGCCAACCUGAUCCCAUCCGUGCCUGCUGCAAAGCCAAGCUGGCCCAGCCACAACUUCGGGAGUGGUGACUUCCGCACCUUGCCAGCCAGCGCCUGGCAACGGCUGCACCAGAGCUUCCCGGCCAACCUGAUCCCAUCCGUGCCUGCUGCAAAGCCAAGCUGGCCCAGCCACAACUUCGGGAGUGGUGACUUCCGCACCUUGCCAGCCAGCGCCUGGCAACGGCUGCACCAGAGCUUCCCGGCCAACCUGAUCCCAUCCGUGCCUGCUGCAAAGCCAAGCUGGCCCAGCCACAACUUCGGGAGUGGUGACUUCCGCACCUUGCCAGCCAGCGCCUGGCAACGGCUGCACCAGAGCUUCCCGGCCAACCUGAUCCCAUCCGUGCCUGCUGCAAAGCCAAGCUGGCCCAGCCACAACUUCGGGAGUGGUGACUUCCGCACCUUGCCAGCCAGCGCCUGGCAACGGCUGCACCAGAGCUUCCCGGCCAACCUGAUCCCAUCCGUGCCUGCUGCAAAGCCAAGCUGGCCCAGCCACAACUUCGGGAGUGGUGACUUCCGCACCUUGCCAGCCAGCGCCUGGCAACGGCUGCACCAGAGCUUCCCGGCCAACCUGAUUCCAGCCAGACUGCCUGAGUCCGAUGUGCGGCAACAAACUAAACCUGACGUGCCUCUGUCACCUCAAAAUGUGGCAUGCGCACAGGGGUGGAAGAGUCAGAAGAAGAGUCUGAGGAUAGUCAUGCCGCGCUGA